UGCAGAAGGAGAAAAGAAACAAGAAAAGAACAAGGGAGAAGAGGUGCCACCAGGUCUCCAGUUUCCACAGCUGCUCCAGGCAGAUCUGUCAUGUGGACACUGACGGUCCUCCUGCUCCUAGCUCCGAGCACUGGUCAAGCUGCCACACUGGAGAAGCCCAUAUUGUCUCUACACCCACCUUGGACCACAAUCUUCAAGGGUGAGCGGGUAACCUUGCGAUGUGAUGGACAUUACCCUCUGCUCCUGGAGCUGCGACCCAUCAGCACUCUCUGGUAUUUGGGCCACUUACUCCUCCCCUCCCACAAGAAGAGCAUCGAGGUGCAGACGCCAGGGGUGUAUCGAUGCCAGACAAGGGGAGCACCCGUCAGUGACCCCAUCCACCUCUCCGUAUCUAAUGACUGGCUGAUUCUGCAGGUGCCCUACACGGCCGUGUUCGAGGGCGAGCCGCUGAUAAUGCGCUGUCGCGGCUGGUACGACAAGGUGGUCUACAAGCUGCACUACUACCACGACGGCCAGGCGGUGCGCUAUUUCCACUCGAGCACCAACUACACGGUGGUGCAGGCUCGAGCCAGCGACAGCGGGCGCUACCAGUGCUCGGGGACCAUGCGCAUCCCGGUGGAGAGCGCCCCCAUGUUCUCUGCCAAGGUUGCCGUGACCGUGCAAGAGCUGUUCCAGACGCCAGUGCUCAGGGUGCUGCGCCCGCGGGAGGUCCGCGGCGCCGCCCCCCGCGGGGUGACCCUGAGCUGUGAGACGCGCCUGCACCCGCAGAAGCGCGACACUCCGCUGCAGUUCGCCUUCUACAAGUACAGUCGCGCCGUGCGCCGCUUCGACUGGGCCGCGGAAUACACGGUCCCCGAGCCAGAAGCCGAGGAGCUCGAAGCGUACUGGUGCGAGGCGGCCACCUCCACUCGCAGCGUCCGGAAGCGCAGCCCGUGGCUGCAGCUGCCCGGGCAGGGCUCUCCCCUGGAGCUGGCGUCCACCUCCGCCCCGGACCCCCGGGCGGCAGCCUUGGCGCCAGGUAAUAAGCCGCUUUCCUUCAGAAAGCCUCCAGUGUCCAGGUCGGUCCCGUUGGUGACCUCCGUCCCAAAUGCUACCUCAACCGGGCUGCAGUUCCCGGCCGGCCACAGCGCCCCCACUGCUGGGCCACUCGCCUGCGCUCUGCCCACGCCUGCGGGACCCGGGGCCGGAGCGCUGAAACCCGACAUAGACCUUCUCCUCCGGGAAAUGCAGCUGCUCAAAGGCCUUCUGAGCCGGGUGGUCUUGGAAUUAAAGGAACCACAGGCCCUGUCGGAGCUCAGAGGGACCCCCGCGACCGCCACUUCCCACUUUGCUGUGAGCCCUGGAACCUCAGAGAACACUCCAGUGCAGACCUGAGAGGCAGCCUCCGUCUUCCCUCCAGAACCGCUCCUCCCGCGUGUGCCCUGCCUUUCCUCAGUGCAGACCUUUCAGAGCCACCUCUGUUCUUUGUUUUGCUGUGAUUAUAAAAGAAGCACCCUGGGGCCGAGGAUAUAGCUCAGCUCCUGCCUGGCAUGUGCAAGGUCGUGAGUUCCAUCACGACCCGCAAAAAAGAAGCACCCAUAAAGCCGAUUUCAACCUUGCAUAGCAGUUUGUAACCACAAACAUUUUCCCUGUUUCUUCUUCCAGAGUUAAGUAGAGAAACAGAAAUCUGCUCGUUAUUAACUUCGAGGAUUACAGUUUGGAAGUUAAUUCAGUCAUCCUUAGUCAUCGGUAUAUAAGCCUGGCAAGUACUUAUUUCAGCACAAGUAAUUUUCUUUUUGUUAUUAAAUUCACUGAGGUCACCAAACACUUUAGAAAAUUUUAGGGUCAUGUUCUAAUUGCUCACAAUGAAUUUACUCUCUUGUUAAUAUUAAAAAUGACUCUGCCCUGUUA
This is a messenger RNA of Chinchilla lanigera (long-tailed chinchilla), 1890 nucleotides long. RefSeq names its product Fc receptor-like B (gene Fcrlb). NCBI's taxonomy places the organism in Eukaryota, Metazoa, Chordata, Mammalia, Rodentia, Chinchillidae. The record is from RefSeq and is a predicted model, not a curated record. Gene Ontology annotation, molecular function: transmembrane signaling receptor activity. The coding region runs from base 91 to 1374 and encodes 427 amino acids. Gene Ontology annotation, biological process: negative regulation of immune response; cell surface receptor signaling pathway. The transcript has 7 exons.